CAUCACGUUAGGGUUUCACUGACGCUGGAGCUCCCGCGGUGCAGCCUUCCACUCUAUUCUUCUUCAUCUUCGUCUUCGCACGGCCUGCAAACAUGGGGAAGACACGUGGAAUGGGAGCUGGUCGCAAGCUGAAGUCCCACCGUAUAAGGCAAAGGUGGGCUGACAAGGCAUAUAAGAAGUCCAACCUUGGCAAUGAAUGGAAGAAACCAUUUGCUGGGUCCUCCCAUGCAAAGGGCAUUGUUCUUGAGAAAAUUGGUAUAGAGGCAAAACAGCCAAACUCUGCUAUUAGAAAAUGUGCUCGUGUUCAGCUGAUUAAGAAUGGGAAGAAGAUUGCUGCCUUUGUACCAAAUGAUGGUUGCUUAAAUUAUAUUGAAGAAAAUGAUGAGGUGCUGAUAGCAGGAUUUGGUCGUAAGGGGCAUGCUGUUGGAGAUAUUCCCGGUGUCAGAUUCAAGGUUGUGAAGGUAUCCGGUGUGUCUCUUUUGGCUCUCUUCAAAGAGAAGAAGGAGAAGCCAAGGUCCUAAAGUCCUUAAAGUAAUUUUCUCUGGCCUCAAAGUUUCCAACACUCGAGGGAAGUGGCAAUUUUGUUGGAAGUUUUUUCCCCUUUUGUUGGACAUUUUGUUUCAUGGGGUAACCUUUUCGCUUGCUGUUCUUUAUGAGAUCAAAUUCAAAACCGUCCUUUUUCUCCCCACAUGGAUCCAUAUAUUAUACUGUGAACUCUUAGUAAUUUCUAUAUUGUGUCUUUAGAUUUCUGAAUGAGUAUAUUUUGGGUUCAAUUUCA
Molecule: messenger RNA, 778 nt
Organism: Vitis riparia (riverbank grape)
Lineage: Eukaryota; Viridiplantae; Streptophyta; Magnoliopsida; Vitales; Vitaceae
Product: 40S ribosomal protein S23-like
Exons: 4
Coding region: 93-521 (142 amino acids)
Biological process (GO): translation
Cellular component (GO): ribosome; cytosolic small ribosomal subunit
Molecular function (GO): structural constituent of ribosome
Source: RefSeq, a predicted model, not a curated record